AUGGCUCUACCAGCCAUACCGCCGAAACCACCCUGGCCAUCAGCUGCCCAGCGAAACCGACCAAACCAGCGACAAAACCAGUCCACCGACUGCCUAUCCUUAUACCAGUCCACCACAACCUUAAUCCAGUGCUCAAGCUCAUCAGAAUCAAUGGCGGUGAAAACAUCGAAGGCCGAAAAGAAGAUCGCUUAUGAUCAGAAGCUGUGCCAGCUUCUUGAUCAGUACACCCAGGUCCUCAUCGCCGCGGCCGACAAUGUCGGAUCGAACCAGUUGCAGAAUAUUAGGCAGGGACUUCGUGGAGACUCUAUGGUGCUGAUGGGGAAAAAUACUAUGAUGAAGAGGUCCAUCAGGAUCCAUUCUGAGAAGACCGGCAACAAGGCCUACCUCAACCUUAUUCCUCUGAGGCUGCCCUGCUUGCAAAACUUGGGAUAA
Molecule: messenger RNA, 432 nt
Organism: Ilex paraguariensis (yerba mate)
Lineage: Eukaryota; Viridiplantae; Streptophyta; Magnoliopsida; Aquifoliales; Aquifoliaceae
Source: the annotation of a GenBank genome assembly